Molecule: messenger RNA, 4127 nt
Organism: Rana temporaria (common frog)
Lineage: Eukaryota; Metazoa; Chordata; Amphibia; Anura; Ranidae
Product: zinc finger protein 850-like
Exons: 3
Coding region: 48-3206 (1052 amino acids)
Biological process (GO): regulation of transcription by RNA polymerase II
Cellular component (GO): nucleus
Molecular function (GO): DNA-binding transcription factor activity, RNA polymerase II-specific; RNA polymerase II transcription regulatory region sequence-specific DNA binding
Source: RefSeq, a predicted model, not a curated record
CUUGUGACAAAGCUGUUAAAACAAAUUCACACCUUAUCAGUCACCAGAUGAUUCACAUGGGAACGAAGCGUUAUGAGUGUUCUGAAUGUGAAACAGCUUUCUUAGAGAAGAGAGAACUUAUCAGUCACCAGAUGAUUCACACUGGAGAGAGGCCCUAUGAGUGUUCUGAAUGUGACAAAGCUUAUACAGACAAGGAAGGGCUUAACAGACAUCAGAACAUUCACAUUGAAGAGAAGCCAUUUAAGUGUUCUAAAUGUGACAAAGCUUUUACACAGAAGUCAAUCCUUAUCUCACACCAGAGAAUUCACACUGGAGAGAACCUAUAUCAGUGUUGUGAAUGUGAUAAAGAGUUUACAAGGAAGUCAGGUCUGAUCAGACACCAGAGGAGUCACACUGGAACAAGGCCGUAUCAGUGUUCUGAAUGUGACAAAGCUUUUAUACAGAAGUCACACCUUAUCACACACCAGAAGGUUCAUACUGGAGAAAAACAAUAUAAGUGUUCUGAAUGUGACAAAGCUUGUAUAACGAAGUCACACCUCAUCAUACACCAGAAGAUUCAUACUGGAGAAAAACAAUAUAAGUGUUCUGAAUGUGAUAAAGCUUUUACAGAGAAGUCACACCUUAUCAUACACCAGAGGAUUCAUACUGGAGAGAAACUAUAUCAGUGUUCUGAAUGUGAUAAAGCGUUUAUAUGGAAGUCAGAUUUGAUCAUACACCAAAGUAUUCACACUGGAGAGAGGCCGUAUCUUUGUUCUGAAUGUGACAAAGCUUUUAUACAGAAUUCACACCUUAUCAUACACCAGAGGAUUCAUACUGGAGAGAAACCAUAUCAGUGUUCUGAAUGUGAUAAAGCGUUUACAAGGAAGUCACACCUUAUCAGACACCAGAGGAUUCAUACCGGAGAGAAACUUCAUCAGUGUUCUGAAUGUGAUAAAGCUUUUACAGAGAAGUCACAUCUUAUCAUACACCAGAGGGUUCACACUGGAGAGAAACCAUAUCAGUGUUCUGAAUGUGAUAUAGAGUUUACAAGGAAGUCACAACUUAUCAUACACCAGAGGAUUCAUACCGGAGAGAAACUUUAUCAAUGUUCUGAAUGUGAUAAAGCUUUUACAGAGAAGUCACAUCUUAUCAUCCACCAGAAGGUUCACACUGGAGAGAAACUAUAUCAGUGUUCUGAAUGUGAUAAAGAGUUUACAACAAAGUCGGGUCUAAUCAAACACCAAAAGAUUCACACUGGAGAGAGGCCGUAUCAGUGUUCUGAAUGUGACAAAUAUUUUACACAGAAGUCAAUACUUAUCGCACACCAGAGGGUUCACACUGGAGAGAAACAAUAUCAGUGUUCUAAAUGUGAUAAAGAGUUUACAAGAAAGUCAGGUCUGAUCAUACACCAGAGGAUUCACACUGGAGAGAAGCCAUUUCAAUUGAAGUCAUAUCAGUGUUCUGAAUGUGACAAAGCAUUUACAUUUAAGUCUCAUCUUAUCAUACACCAGAGGGUUCACACCGAAGAGAAGCCAUAUCAGUGUUCUGAGUGUGGCAAAACUUAUAAACAUAAGUCAAUGCUUAUGAGACACCAGAGGGUUCAUACUGGAGAGAAACCAUAUCAGUGUUCUGAAUGUGGCAAAGCUUUUACACAGAAGUCAUACCUUAUGACACACCAGAGGAUUCACACUGAAGAGAAACCAUAUCAGUGUUCUGAAUGUGGCAAAGCUUUUACACAGAAGUCGCAUCUUAUCAUACACCAGAGGAUUCACACUGAAGAUAAACCAUAUCAGUGUUCUGAAUGUGACAAAGCUUUUAUACAGAAGUCAUACCUUAUGAGACACCAGAGGAUUCACACUGAAGAGAAACCAUAUCAGUGUUCUGAAUGUGGCAAAGCUUUUACACAGAAGUCAACCCUUAUGAGACACCAAAGGAUUCACACUGAAGAGAAACCAUAUCAGUGUUCUGAAUGUGGAAAAGCUUUUACAUGUAAGUCACACCUUAUGACACACCAGAGGAUUCACACUGAAGAGAAACCAUAUCAGUGUUCUGAAUGUGGCAAAGCUUUUAGACAGACAUCACUCCUUAAGACACACCAGAGGAUUCACACUGAAGAGAAACCAUAUCAAUGUUCUGAAUGUGGCAAAGCUUUUACACAUAAGGACUGGCUUAUCAACCACCAGAUGAUGCAUACUGGAAAGAAGCCAUAUCAGUGUCCUGAAUGUGAUAAAGCUUUUACAGUGAAGGGAAAAUUUAUCACACACCAGAUGGUUCACACUGGAGAGAAGCCAUAUCAGUGUUCUGAAUGUGUCAAAGCCUUUUUAACCAAGGAUGCACUUAUCCAACACCUGAGAAUUCAUACUGGAGAGAAGCCAUAUCAGUGUUCUGAAUGUAAAAAAGCCUUUACACAGAAGUCACAUCUUAUCAGACACCAGAGGAUUCACUCUGGAGACACAUCAUAUCAGUGUUCUGAAUGUGUUACAGUUUUUUUAACCAAAAGAGAGCUUAUCAUACACCAGAGGGUUCACACUGGAGAGAAGCCAUAUCUGUGUUCUGAAUGUGACAAAGCUUUUACAAAGAGGGCACACCUUAUCAGACACCAGAGGAUUCACACUGGAGAGAAGCCAUAUUGGUGUUCUGAAUGUGACAAAGCUUUUACAAAUAGAGAUUACCUUAUCAGACACCAGAGGAUUCACACUGGAGAGAAGCCAUAUAAAUGUUCUGAAUGUGACAAUGUUUUUAAUCAGAAAGCUAACCUUAACAGUCACCAGAAGAUUCACACUGGAGACAAGCCAAAUCAGUGUUCUGAAUGUGGAAAAACUUUUACAACCAAGAGAGAGCUUAUCCUACACCAGAUGAUUCAUACUGGAGAGAAGCCAUUUCAGUGUCCUGAAUGUGAUAAAGCUUUUACAGUGAAGGGAAAAUGUAUCACACACCAGAUGGUUCAUACUGAAUUGAAGCCAUUUCAGUGUCCUGAAUGUGAUAAAGCUUUUACAGUGAAGGGAAAAUUAAUCACACACCAGAUGGUUCAUACUGAAUUGAAGCCAUUUCAGUGUGCUGAAUGUGAAAAAGCUUUUAAAACCAAGAGCAAUCUUAUCUCACACCAGAGGGUCCACACGGGAGAGAAGCCAUAUCAAUGUUCUGAAUGUGAAAAAGCUUUUACACAUAAGCCAAGUCUUAGCAGUCACCAGAGGGUUCACAUUGGAGAAAAGCCAUUAAUGCUCUGAAUGUGACAAAGCUUUUACAGCUAAUGCCGGACUAAUGUAUCACCAAAGGAUUCAGCUUCAGAGAGGUAACUCUGGAAGAAGGAGGAAUAUUAAAGAAGUUGUAGGUGUCCCAUUAGUUUCACAUUCACCAAUGUCAUCCCACAAGAUAGGGAAGAAGUGAAAAAAUAAAAUGCUACCUAAAAAAAACUAAAAUCUGUGAGCAGACUGAAAUGUGAUGAUCAUAUUCUUUGAGUUUAUUUCUUAUCUCAAACACACAUCUAGAAGGCUUGUGAAUAUUUUAACUUUUGACUAUUUUUUUGAUAGGCACCAAUGAUUGAACUAUUUUCCUCAUGAUUUUCACGUUGGCCUUUUUUUAAUGGAGCUUUGACUGAACAUGUAAUGCAUUCUUAUCAUUCACUAAGUGAGCUGUGUUCCCAAGUGUUUUCUUCAUUGCCAGAUCCUGAGCUAAUGCAUUAGCAACACUGCCCCGGUACCAGAGACUAGUGGUCAAGUGGCAUAUUGCCUCACUGGGAGAUUCCAUUCCAGAUUCUUCUGACUGUUGAUACAUCAUCAGCCAGGCUUGAGGACUCCAGCUAAGCCCAACUUGUCCACACCUCCCAUUGCAAGUUCUGCCUCCUCUCCCAUGAUCAAUGCCUUCUUUCCAUCUUUCAUCUCCUCUCAUGGAUGGCAGCUUUGCAGGCAGGUCUGUAGCCGGGACACUGGCCAGGGAGAAGUCUCUUUUCAGUGAAAAAGUAAUUUCCUAUGUUGAUGUAGGCCUUCCAACACUGAGUUACUGCUGUUUAUGGGAUGCACUCAACAGGAUCACUUAAGUUCAGCUGGCUACUUGUGUUGCAUUUGGUUCUGCUGAAAGUCUCAGGCCCCAUACACACGAGAGGAUUUAUCCGCGGAUACGGUCCACCGGACCGUUUCCGCGGAUAAAUA